AAAACACGGCUGAAAGAAUAUCGUGCGGAACGAGAUCGAAGUCGAAGAACAUAAAGAAAUUAGCUGAAAUACAGGCUGCCACGGGGGAGGAGAAACAUUCUGCACCGUUUUCAUUUCCGGCGUCGAUAGAUAAGUUUACAGUGUAGCUAAUGAGGCAAUGCAUGUGAUCCCCGAGUAGUGCAGCAAGUGAUUCGAUGCGGUAGUGUGUGCAGUUUUUCUGCAUGUGAAUCAUACGGCGAACGACGAGUAGAGGUCGCACAUUCCCUGUUCUCAAGAUUUGGCCCUCGGCAAAUAAAAGCAGUUUUCUACGAUAGCCUCGAUAGUCUAGCUACCCAGUGAAAAGUGUAGUUGGUUUGCGGGUGCAGAGACGCGAGUAUCAUCAUCAUUGCUCAUUCCUCAUUCCGGAAGCCCAGAGUGGAAUGCGCUAGCCGUGUGUGGAGCUCCAUGAAGGGCAGUGGAAUUCACAUUCCCUUAUUCCCCGCCAAUCCAACCCUAGCAACCUUGUUCCCCGUAUUCCUGAAUUUCGAUGACUAAUCCACCCGAUCGUAUAGUCCGGUGCAACAGUUCAAGCGUGUUAUUGGUGCAUCCGCGCCGUGCCGUUGCGUCCGCGGUGCAGCUAGCAAAAAAGUGAAUCGCGAUCGGGUAUGCGAUCACAAAUCGGGCGCAUCCAGGCUACAUUUCAAACGCGGUUCCACGCCAUCCGGUUCGCCAGCGUUAACCAUCGGAUCCUUCAUGACACCACAAAGGCCACCCCGGCGAAGAGCCCAGUCCAUGGGCAAUUCGUCCUACGGUUCGAGCCCGGCGCUGUCGUCUCACACUCCGCGAGGAUCACUUUUCACCGCUAACGAGGAAGAUGUGUGCUACGUGCGCAUCAAGGUGCUGGGAGCGAGCGGAUUGGCGAAAAAGGACAUCUUCGGAUAUAGCGAUCCGUACGUGAAGAUCGAACAAAACACCAUCACGGGAGACGUCAACGUGGACCAGAUGGUGACAAAAACCAAGCGAAGGACGUUGAACCCGGUCUGGAAUGAGGAAUUUGUGUGUCGCGUCAAACCAAACGAGCACAAGCUGGUGUUUCAGGUGUACGACGAAAAUCGACUAACGCGCGAUGGUUUUAUGGGACUCGUCGAUCUAACGCUCAUCAACCUGCCCCAUGAAACCGAGGGCCGUACCAUCGCGCCGCAGCGUUACACGCUCCGGCCCAAGCGUCAAUCCAGCCUGCGCAUAAUCACGAAGGUGCGCGGUACACUCGAACUGUACCACGCAAUCAUGCGCAACGAUGAUCCGGCGAUCGGGCGAACGCGAUCGACGGUCAGCGUUAGCAAUCGGUCCUCCGCCACAAGCACGCCGCUGGCAACGCUUCGAAAUGCACCGCUCUAUUCGCCCUCGCAAUUGCCGCCGACUCGGACGCCAGAUUCCUGGACCCAACCGUAUGCUCAGUUGCCUUCGCUACCGGCACCGGACCCAUUGCCACCGGGAUGGGAAUUGCGGCAAGAUCCCGUUGGCAGGAUGUACUACGUGAACCAUAUCGCACGGACUACCCAAUGGGAACGGCCCACCAUCGGUCCAGCGCAACCGGGCCUAAACGAAAUGGUGGCGGCGUUUCAGCGACGCUUUCACAUUAGCAACGAUCCGGACAAUGGCGGCAGCGGUACCAACAACACGAGCAUGGCCGACACUGUCAGUAUUACAUCGGAACAGGGUGAAACUAGCGGCGCGUCCAAUGUGUCAUCUACCAGUAUUCCUUCACCACUGUCCGCUGAUGGUUCGGUAGCGACCCCGGAACGGUCGGGCUUACGUGUCGGUGAGGCUGAUGCGCUGGGCCUUGCGCAUUCCGCAUCAAACUCGUCCAUCGCUAGCAAUGGUGCAGCGAUACGUCCCAUACGUCCGGCACCGCCACCACCGCCACCACCAUCGUCUUCAGCAUCGUCAGCCUGCACUAGUCCAGCCGGUACGCCGGUACCCAGCCAACGAUCCCGAUCGUCUCCGGACAGCGGCGACAUUGCACCCCUCGCAAGCGAAGAGCAGGAAGAGUCCUCCUCCUGUUCGACGGCGGUCGUGCAGGACAUUCAAACUCGUACUGUCACUUCCGCGGUCAAUGGGACCGGUGACGCUGAAAACACGUCCAAUGUUCGGGAGGUGAGUGAGGCGGCAUCGUCUUCCAACAGUGUCGGUGAUCAAUCGCAAGCAGUGCAACCGACGUCACCGAGCCAUCCUGCAUCGCCAACCACUCAGGCAGCAAAUGCGCCCAAUGCUACCGGUUUGCCGCCAGGUUGGGCCGUGCAGGUUGCAUCGAACGGCCGUUUGUUCUUUAUCGAUCACAUUAAUAAAACCACCUCGUGGGUCGAUCCUCGCACGGGCCUUGCAAGUCCCAUACCGAGCGCUGGAAAUGAUGGGGCCGGCAACGCUGGUGGAGCAAACGUUGGAGCGACGGGUGGUGGUGGUGGAGGAAACCGUGGUGGAGAUGCACGCUCAUCGGACGAUAAUCUGGGCCCGCUGCCGGAAGGGUGGGAAGAGCGCGUGCACAGCGAUGGCCGUACGUUCUUCAUCGAUCACAACACGCGCACGACGCAGUGGGACGAUCCACGGCUUUCGAAUCCAAAGAUUGCGGGCCAGGCGGUACCGUAUUCGCGCGACUACAAGCAAAAGUAUGAGUACUUUAAGAGCCAGCUGCAGAAACCGAGCAAUGUGCCAAACAAGAUUGACAUCAAGGUGCGGAGGGCUUCCAUCUUGGAAGAUUCCUACCGGGUGAUCAACUCCGUAACGCGGCUGGAUCUGCUCAAAACGAAGCUGUGGGUGGAAUUCGAGGGCGAGACUGGGCUGGACUAUGGCGGGCUGGCACGGGAAUGGUUCUAUCUGCUGUCGAAGGAGAUGUUCAACCCGUACUAUGGACUGUUUGAGUAUUCGGCGAUGGACAACUACACGCUGCAAAUCAACCCGAACAGUGGACUGUGCAACGAAGAGCAUCUGAACUACUUCAGGUUUAUUGGACGCAUCGCUGGGAUGGCGAUCUACCACGGCAAGCUGCUGGACGCCUUUUUCAUACGCCCGUUCUACAAGAUGAUGCUGCAGAAGCCGAUCGACCUGAAGGACAUGGAGGCCGUCGACACCGAGUACUACAACUCGCUGCUCUACAUCAAGGAGAACGAUCCGAGCUCGCUCAUGCUGACGUUCAGCGUGGACGAGGAAAGCUUUGGCACGACGAACCAGCGGGAGCUCAAACCGAACGGUGCCGACCUGGAGGUGGGCAACGACAACAAGGACGAGUACAUACGGCUCGUCAUCGAUUGGCGGUUUGAGGCGCGCGUCAAAGAUCAAAUGCAGGCCUUCCUCGAGGGCGUGGGUUCGUUGGUGCCGCUGCAUUUGCUGAAAAUUUUCGACGAAAACGAGCUGGAGCUGCUGAUGUGCGGCAUCCAAAGCAUCGACGUGAACGACUGGAAGAAGAACACCAUGUACAAGGGCGACUACUACGCGAACCAUGCGGUCGUGCAGUGGUUCUGGCGGGCGGUGCUGUCCUUUAACAACGAGAUGCGGGCCCGCCUGCUACAGUUCGUUACCGGCACGUCGCGCGUCCCGAUGAACGGGUUCAAGGAGCUGUACGGCUCGAACGGGCCCCAGCUGUUUACGAUCGAGAAGUGGGGAACGGUGAACAAUUUUCCCCGUGCUCACACAUGCUUCAACCGUUUAGAUUUGCCUCCGUACGAAAGCUACGCCCAAUUGAAGGAAAAGCUGGUCAGUGCGAUUGAGGGCAGCCAAGGAUUUGCCGGUGUAGAUUGAAGCAGGUGUCGAGAGCUGGGCGCCGGUAGAGUGCAUCGGUACGCUGUUGUAGUGUACGGAAGCAAUGUUUAAAUUUUGUCGUUUUUGCGUCCUCGCUGUUCGCAAUCCACUUUAUAGGCACAUGCGCGCCACGUAGGAGACGAUGUGAGAGAUUAUUUAAUUGUUGGCAUAAUGUUGCACUAUCGAAACACGAAUGUAGUAGAGGCUCUCAACCUAAAAAAGCAAGCGAAUGAAGCACGUGCGCAGCUUGCGAUGGCAUGGAAUGGAAUUUGAAUGUUUUAAUAAUAGAACGCAACGCGCUACACCACAUUCCAUAGUUACAGAAAAAAGUGUAUGAAUUUAAGUGUAACACCGGUUUAACCAGGAAACUGUAAGGGAAGCCAUUAAAACCAGAGUGAAAGGUGCAAGUGACAGUGGAUUUGAGGUACUGGCAUUGGCUGCUCUUUUUUUUUAUGUUUCCAUAACAUUAGUGCCUUCAGAUACAUUUAUUCUGUCCUUUUGAUUGGAAUGCUUGCAAACGGGUACACUUUUCCUUGUACUUUUGCCUGCGUACUAGUGGCAGGCAGUUGAAGAAGUCGUUCGUUUUUAUACCCUUAAGGGCACCCAUACGUACACGCCUCUACGUAUGCGUACAUCACGCGCACGCACGCACACCAAAAAUAUAUGAAAAUACCCAAGCGAAAAGGUUGUUACUAAAUAAUUAAAAUGGUUGCAAAAGGGAUGGGAUGCAGCUAAACUCGGACGGUAGAAUCGGUCUGGCAGCACAGUCCACCUGCAAUUCGUAGCUGCAAUGGGCCCUAGAUAAACGUUACAGCCAGAAGACUAUCGUUACUUAUGGAUAUAACCUUUUAGAAACACUGCAACCAAUAGCUUUACGUUUCGUUUCUGGAGCUGGUGAGUGGUUUGAAUCGAACUCGGCGCACAACGUUAACCGUGAUUGUAAUGCAAUAGGAUGAUAGUGUUUAUGCAGCGCCGCGCCCAACCACAAGUGGCGUCCCGAUGCGUGCAACCAUAGUUAAGCGUAUUUUCUGCAUUGAUAAUUACGUUCGUACUAAGGCGUAGAACAUAAGGUGGAUCCACGUGGCUGCCGUAUGCAAGUUAUGUGUAUCAUCGAUAUAUAAAUAUAUUUUUAUUCUUAUGAAAUGAAAAAACAAAAACAAACAAAACAAAGGAAUGCAACAUACGAAAGCAGUGAAAUGGAACUAUAAGUGUGUGUAGAGAAUGGAAGUGGAAUUAUACAAAAGUGAUGCUAGUUGUAAAAUUUGGUAAAAAAAAAUAAAUCGGUUGCUGGAAA
Molecule: messenger RNA, 5068 nt
Organism: Anopheles stephensi (Asian malaria mosquito)
Lineage: Eukaryota; Metazoa; Arthropoda; Insecta; Diptera; Culicidae
Gene: Nedd4
Product: E3 ubiquitin-protein ligase Nedd-4
Exons: 7
Coding region: 733-3774 (1013 amino acids)
Biological process (GO): ubiquitin-dependent protein catabolic process; regulation of dendrite morphogenesis
Molecular function (GO): protein binding; ubiquitin protein ligase activity; sodium channel inhibitor activity
Source: RefSeq, a predicted model, not a curated record